This is a messenger RNA of Amyelois transitella, 767 nucleotides long. RefSeq lists its product as uncharacterized. Bases 161 to 703 code for a protein of 180 amino acids. The transcript has a single exon. Lineage: Eukaryota; Metazoa; Arthropoda; Insecta; Lepidoptera; Pyralidae. The record is from RefSeq and is a predicted model, not a curated record.
UUAAUGUUAAAAAGAAUGAGGUCGCAUAAUAAAAAAAUGUCAUAAAGUGUAAAUAGUGAAGAGUAUGUUUGUUUGAAAAUUGAAAAAAGCAAAACGUACGACGGUUUGGUACGAAUAAAAUCAAAAUAGUUCACGGGACUGAUCAGCAAUUAUAAUUAUUAUGUCUACAACCGAAGAAGAAACAAUAAUAGCACCGUGGGUUGGACCUACGUGUUGUAGGAACAGCUUAACUGUAAUCGUUUUAUCAUCGAGUGUUGAUAUUAUUGAAAAAGUAGCUGAAGCACUUGCCGAAGUUCAUGCUAAGGGAAAUUUUAGAUGGAAACUAAUAAUACUGCGAUCAUUUCAGUUGGAGGAGGUAGUUAAGCAGUCUUAUUUAACCGGCAAAAUAGCUAUUGACUUCGUUGUGCUGGCUAUUGAUACAAGUAGAAUAUUUUGUUUAGAAUGGACAAAGAAAGUUUUUGAUCAGGUUCACCCUGACUUGCAGACCCGAAGAACAAUUCUCGUCAACGCUAGUGGGCUACCGGCUAACAGUAUGGCUGUGAGUGCUGGUGAUUUGAUUAGUUUUCACUCUGAGCUCAAAUUGGAUUUGUUGUCAGCAAAUGUGUACAAGACUGAAGAAGCUACUUUUCUUGCACGAAGGAUAAUUAAAUACAUGGAAGUAUCUCUAGGUCUUAAUACGGGAAUUCCAAACCUAAAUGUAUAAUGAUUGUGUAACAUUGUUGUUCUGUCCAUAAGUUUUGAUAAUUGGAAUUAAAAUUUUAAUUAAU